Molecule: messenger RNA, 773 nt
Organism: Betta splendens (Siamese fighting fish)
Lineage: Eukaryota; Metazoa; Chordata; Actinopteri; Anabantiformes; Osphronemidae
Product: CDGSH iron-sulfur domain-containing protein 3, mitochondrial-like
Exons: 3
Coding region: 139-519 (126 amino acids)
Cellular component (GO): intracellular membrane-bounded organelle
Molecular function (GO): 2 iron, 2 sulfur cluster binding
Source: RefSeq, a predicted model, not a curated record
AAUCAGCGUGAAGCGUGCACCAGCUGCCAUAUUGUAACUUGUGCUGCAGUCCGCCUGGCAAAUUUUCAAGCUUAGCUGCUGUAGAAAUCUGUGAUAUAGCAAGAAAACAACGUAGACCCGUUUAAACUUUGCUAUACAAUGAACACAGGCCUCUUCGUAGGCGCAGCGAGGAGAGCAUGCGCGCAGACCUUCAGACGAACUCUGCCCAGUUUCACGGUGCAGUACUGCCAGUCCACACAGCCUGUCCCUGCAGCCAGACUUCCUUAUAGGAUCAAGGUGUCCGCUGGGAAGCGCUACGCUUGGUGCGCCUGUGGACACAGCAAGAAGCAGCCUUUCUGUGAUGGAACUCACAGGUCUAAAGCACCAGGCAUCUCUCCCGUGUUCUUCACACCUGAGAAAGACAAGGCUUUCAUGUUGUGUGCCUGUAAGCAAACCAAAAACGCGCCGUACUGUGACGGCUCGCAUUUUAAAGUCAUCUUCCAGGAUGUAGUAAAGUCAGUGAAAGGCAUCUUCAAAUGAACAGUUUUAAGAUGCCUGUAUUUUAUGAAGAUAAUCGGGACGAUUUAAGCCAUUUAAUGUAUCGAAGCAAAUAAUUUGCCAUUGAUAUUUAACAUGCACAUUCACGUGUUUGCCUUCUUUAGGAAACUGUCUAAAUGUAUUGCAUUCAUUUAUCAUCUUUGCUUGUUGGUGAUAUUGUAUCUGUAUAAUACUUUUUAUAUGCCAGAUGCAGUGUUUUUGUUAUCUACAUCAUACAAUAAAAUGUAUUGAAAUAA